AUGCCUUUUGUACCCCCAACAACCUCCCCAAGGCUAUUACCCUCCUCAACAGGGCCAAUACCCGCCAGGCUAUCCUCCCCAGCAGCCGCAGGGCUAUGCUCCACCGCAGCAGCCGUAUCAACCUCCGCAAAUGCCGUACCAAGAACCGCCUCGUCAGAAGAAGGACCGUGGAUGUCUAGGUGCUUGCCUUGCGACCCUCUGCUGCUGCUUCCUUUGCGAAGAGACCUGCGAGUGCUGCUUUGA
This is a messenger RNA of Aspergillus fumigatus Af293, 243 nucleotides long. RefSeq lists its product as uncharacterized. The transcript has 4 exons. Lineage: Eukaryota; Fungi; Ascomycota; Eurotiomycetes; Eurotiales; Aspergillaceae. The record is from RefSeq and is a predicted model, not a curated record. The coding region runs from base 1 to 243 and encodes 80 amino acids.